AAUGUGGUUAAAUUUUGGGUGACUACCAUAAUAAGAACACAAUAUCUGACCACGCUCUCUAACGCCUUAGAAAUAGAGGCAUGUUCAGAUAUUUGUGAGCAUCUUGGCCGCUCCGAUAUAUCUGCCGGCGACUGUACUUGUAAAAUCAUCUGCAAAAGUAACUAAGUGAGUUGUUCAGGAUGAUCGAACACAAUUGUAUUGUUAAGAGAUGAGAGAAAGAGACACCCUUAUUCAUAAAACUUUACAAGCCUCAUUUACUUAUUUUAUGUUUUAUCCCUUUCUUACAAAAACAUAUGUGACAGUUAAGACGAACGAUUAAUAGCUAUUUUAAGCUUGUAAAGCGUUUACUAAUAACGCCAUAAAGGUGUGUGCAGAUAAUUUUGAACAACACACCCUCUAAACAACUUCUGGUAAUUACAGAUACUCUGUAUUUAUUAAACUAUUUAAUCUAGAAAUUAAAUUCAUUUCCUAUGGUUCUUAUUAUUAAUACUCAAAAAAACUUGCAUGUAUACCAGAAAAAAAAAUCAUAAACAUUUUGAUCUUAUUUGAAUGAAUGUAAUUAAACCUUGAAUCAAACAUAUCUGUAUAAAGUUGAUGUCAAAAUGACAACCCCAAUCAAAAUAAUUUUAGCACAAAAUGUCCGCGUAGUAUCAUAAACGAAAUUGUUAUCACCAUGGAGAGAUCGGGUUUGUCUCCCCACAAAUCGUAUCUUUGGAGCUGCCUAACUCUGCAAGAAGACUGCCCGUUUCUCUCAUCUACCUGUCCCACACUGUUUUUUUUCGGAGUCGGUUUAUUCUUAUUGUAUGCCGUGUACUUGUUGAUUAUUAUAUUCGACUAUAAGUUCCACUCGCAUGUAGAUGAAAUGCAGCAACAAAUUGAUUAUUACAUGAGUUUGAUAACGAAGAAAGUGAAGCUAGUGCAGAGAGACGAGGGUCGGUUGAUGAACAUGCAAGAGAGGACAGAGAAGCAGCUGAUGAAGAGUCGGCAGGGUGUGAGGAUGCUGGAGGCGCUCCGGGACGCGGUCGCUCGAGAUGACAUGCGUCAAGUCCAGGAACUCGUCCGAUACGCUGAAAAAAAAGCCAACGACGAACAGCUACGCAACAGCUUCCCAAGAAUUCCGAAAGAAAAAUCAUAGAACUAUUUAUAAGCACUAUCAUGAAUGUUUAGCAAGUGUUAGAGAACAAAAUCGAUCAUAAAACAACCCUAGCCAGCGGAGGAACCCCUCGGGCAUAUCCGCUUGCAACUGGCAGACACUUCGACGGAAAGAUAUACAGACUGCGGAGCUCCGUCAGGUAAUACAUGUAUAAUACAUAACCUAAUGGAAAUAAGUUUGAAACUAUUUUUGCGGUCAGUUUAAUAAAAGUUGUAAAAUAACAA
Cydia pomonella (codling moth) is the source of this 1377-nucleotide messenger RNA. RefSeq lists its product as uncharacterized. The record is from RefSeq and is a predicted model, not a curated record. The transcript has a single exon. Lineage: Eukaryota; Metazoa; Arthropoda; Insecta; Lepidoptera; Tortricidae. Bases 674 to 1135 code for a protein of 153 amino acids.